Molecule: messenger RNA, 441 nt
Organism: Acanthamoeba castellanii str. Neff
Lineage: Eukaryota; Discosea; Longamoebia; Acanthamoebidae
Exons: 2
Coding region: 1-441 (146 amino acids)
Source: RefSeq, a predicted model, not a curated record
AUGUCGUCUACGUCUGCAACUCAGGCGGUGAAGCACGAGAGCGCGGUGGUGGUGUCUGCCCUUUUGCGGGGAUUGGCGGCUCCACGGAGCCUAGAUCUUCACCGCAACAUCUUUCUCAACCCCAAUCGAGAAUCAUCUCUGAAGCAUGUCGAGCUGACUGACGAUUCCAUUCGAUUGGAAUUUUCGAAAGCAACUGCCGAGUAUAAGAGGCACGCCGAGCUGAUGUUUCUCACGGAAGAGGAGAAGGAAGAGCGAGGCGUUGAGGAGUGGCUGGUACCGCUACGAUUAAAGAAUCUCACCUUCUGCGGCGGAGGCGCCACUAUCGAGCUGGACCGACGAAAGGUCAUACAAUUCCUCGCUCGGCCGCGUCUACACGAAGAAGUCGCAGCUGCGUCGCACGACCCCAGCGAACACCUUCAUGCUCGUGCAUCCAUGCAUUGA